AUGAGCAUUCCCGCUUCCACAUCCACCCCUUUUACGCGUUCUUCACCACCACCACCAUCGCCGCCUCAGCCACCUCUUUUCUCCCAAUCCGCCGCAAACACUAAUCCUUCAGACCAUCGCCGCCGCUUCUCCUUCAAGAGCUCCCAAAACAACAACUCCAACAGUCCAGUCGAAGUCGCCACCGCCUCGUGGACUUCAUCCAUUGCCCACCACUGCAGAAACGGCCGUUUAUCCGAAGCAGUCCUGCAAUUCACCCGCAUGCGGGAUUCUGGGGUUGAGCCUAAUCACAUUACUUUCGUCACUCUCUUCUCUGCGUGCGCCCAUUUUCCGUCCAAGGGUUUGUUACUCGGCCCUUCCAUACAUGGCUAUGCACGAAAAAUCGGGCUCGACGUUAACAAUGUGAUGGUGGGCACGGCAUGCAUGCAUCUUAAGGGCGAGGUGUACCCACGACGAGGAUUCCAUUCGAUGCAAAAAGACGGAUUUGACCCCGACAGCGUGAGCUUCACAGGAGCUCUCACAGCAUGCAGCCAUGCCGGUUUAGUAGACGAAGGGAUAAAAUUGUUCAAAACCAUGAGAAAAGUCCAUAGAAUCACUCCAAGAAUUGAACACUACGGAUGCAUAGUCGAUCUCUAUAGUCGAGCGGGGAGAUUGAAAGAGGCACUUGUUGUCGUAAAGAAUAUGCCUAUGAAACCGAACGAAGUUGUGGUCGGUUCUUUACUAGCCGCGUGUAGAAAUUUUGACGACGUGGGAUUGGCCGAGAGGCUGAUGAAGUAUAUAUACGAUUUGGAUCCGAGUGGAGAUUUUAAUUACGUCUUGCUUUCGAACAUAUACGCAGCGAAGGGAAGCUGGAGAGGGGCGAGUAAUGUGAGGAAGACGAUGAAGGAUCGUGGUGUGCAGAAGAAACCUGGGAUUAGUUCGAUUGAGGUUAACGGCAUUCUGAAUAGAUUUGGGGCGGGUGAUAAAUCUCAUGCUGAUGCAGAGAGUAUAUACGAGAUGCUCGAGUAUUUGUCGGAGGAGUUAACGGUAUGUGGGUACGAUUUCGAAGUUAAUUUACACGAUUUUUUUUAAGUUUUUUCAAAAUCUCUGAUAUCAAUUAUACCUUUGUCUUAGUUCUUGAUGAACAUACAAAAUUAUCUUGAGUUCAUAUGCAUUUAUGUAUAGCAAAAGAAGCUAUAUAUAC
Molecule: messenger RNA, 1180 nt
Organism: Erythranthe guttata (spotted monkey flower)
Lineage: Eukaryota; Viridiplantae; Streptophyta; Magnoliopsida; Lamiales; Phrymaceae
Source: RefSeq, a predicted model, not a curated record